Messenger RNA from Colletotrichum fioriniae, 207 nucleotides. RefSeq lists its product as uncharacterized. Lineage: Eukaryota; Fungi; Ascomycota; Sordariomycetes; Glomerellales; Glomerellaceae. The record is from RefSeq and is a predicted model, not a curated record.
AUGUUUGUCGAAGAUGUUGAUAUCUCAACAGUUGUAGAAUUCAAGAAGCGUGUCAGGGUGGAAGAUCUUGAUUCUACAGUCGUCGAAGUCUGGGUAAGGAAGGUCGAUGACGAUAAUGACAAUGAGGGCGAGAACGAGGGCAAUAAGGACGACGAAGGCGACGAGGGCGACGACGAGGGCGACAAUGAUGAUGACGAAAAAGCUUGA